AUGUCUACGGCUAUGGAGAAGAACCUUACGGGCGCCGUCAAGCGCAUGCCUACGGUCAACACUGGCGAUGAGGCAGUGAAGACGAGCGAGGCUGCGCCUCGCUUCGCUCCCCGUCAGGCUAAGCCGUUCGAUCAGAAGGAACUAUUCCAGUACAAGGUUCCUGACUUCACCCCUCAGGACCUGCUCUCUGCGAUCCCUAGCCACUGCUUUGAGCGCUCGACUUUCAAAUCGAGCCUGUACCUUCUGGCGGACUUUGCCAUGGUCGCUGCUCUCGUGUACGCUGCGACCUGGAUUGACACGCUCUCCACCUACGUUCACUUCUCGACUUCCUUCGCCUCGGAGUCGGCAGUUCAGACCGCUGUUCGCUACACUCUGUGGACCCUGUACAGCUUUACCCAGGGCCUGGUCUUUACCGGUAUCUGGGUUAUCGCCCACGAGUGCGGCCAUCGUGCUUUCAGCCCCAGCAAGGAUGUGAACAACACGGUGGGCUGGUUCCUUCACUCUGCUCUCCUUGUGCCUUACCACUCGUGGCGCAUCUCGCAUGCCCGCCAUCAUGCUGGUACGGGCCACAUGACCCGCGACGAGGUCUUUGUUCCUCGCACGCGUGAGCACCAGGGUAAGCUUCCUCUGUGCCCUGCUGGUGACGACAAGACCAUGGAGAACGUGCAGGCCAACGCCUCGUUUGGCGAGCGCGUUGCUGAGCUUCUUGAAGAUGCGCCCCUCUUUAACUUUUUGGAGCUUCUUAUCCAGCAGCUGGUCGGCUGGCCCCUGUACCUCCUUUUCAACGUCUCAGGCCAGAUGCAUUUCCCUAAGGGCACUAAUCACUUCAACCCCGACUCGGUGAUUUUUGACAAGCGUCAUCGCGGCCAGGUCAUGGUGUCCAACCUAGGCAUCGGCCUCACUCUUUCCGCUCUCUGCGCCUGGGCCUACUUCUCGCCGGGCGGCUGGGAGGAGGUGGCCAAGUACUACAUUGUGCCCUACCUCUGGACCAACAACUGGCUGGUAAUGAUCACCUACCUGCAGCACACCGACCCUCUGGUGCCUCACUACGACGCCUCGGUGUGGACCUUCCCCCGUGGCGCUCUCUGCACGGUUGACCGCAACUGGCUCGGCCCUGUCGGCCCCUGGCUGCUGCACGGCAUCAGCGAGACGCACGUUGUGCACCACGUCUGCAGCAAGAUCCCUCACUACCACGCCUGGGAGGCCUCGCAGGCGCUUCAAAAGCGUAUUGGCGUGCACUACAUGAAAUCCAACGAAAACGUCCUCGUUUCGCUCUGGAAGACGAUCCGUGGAUGCCGCUUCGUGGAGAAGGAGCCUGUUGCUUUCUACCGUAAUUCUAACGGUGUUCCGAAGUCUACGGCGGUUUUCCCCUCGAAGGAGGACUCGGGUGUGUCUUACACCGAGUAA
Malassezia japonica is the source of this 1407-nucleotide messenger RNA. RefSeq lists its product as uncharacterized. Gene Ontology annotation, molecular function: oxidoreductase activity. Lineage: Eukaryota; Fungi; Basidiomycota; Malasseziomycetes; Malasseziales; Malasseziaceae. The record is from RefSeq and is a predicted model, not a curated record. The transcript is spliced from 2 exons. Gene Ontology annotation, biological process: unsaturated fatty acid biosynthetic process. The coding region runs from base 1 to 1407 and encodes 468 amino acids.